CGGCAGCGGUGCGGACGAAGUUAACCACAGCGACAAAUUUAUCAUUUAUUCGACUUGUUGUCAACCAACGAGGAGUUGUGUGUCGAGGAGAACACCGACAUGGCAGAUGACCUGGACAUCGAGGCGAUGCUGGAGGCUCCUUACAGGAAGACUUGCCUAACGAUUUCUCAUCUCUACUCCCCUGAAUGCCAGUGUGAUCUGUCACAGACAUGAAGGGCCCUUCAGAGGAGUCCCAUCAAGCCAAAAUCAGCACAUCCACUGAGGAAGAAGAGUCCGAGUUUGUGGAGUGUCUGUCUGCUGCCGGAUCUCCAGCCGGCUGCCUGACUGACCUGACCUCUGACCCCUGACCCCUCCCCCAGCACACAAAACUAAGUCUGUUUCAAUGACGACAAGAUGGGCAGCCCCGAUGGGGGGGAGGAACAGCCAAAGAGCAGGAAGAAGCGCAGUCGCAGUCGCGACCGGAAGCGCAGCAGGAGUCGAGACAGGAAGCGAAGUCGCGAGCGGAAACGCAGCCGAGAGAAGCGGCGCAGUCGCAGCAGGGAGCGCCGUCGCAGUCGCGAGAGGGGAGGGCGCUACAGGGACUACAACAAGUCGCGGAAGCGGUCAAAGAGCAGGAGUCCAAUCAAGAGGGAGAAGAGUCCAAACAGGCUGCCAAUAGACAACUUGACUCCAGAAGAGCGAGAUGCUAGGACCGUGUUUUGCAUGCAGCUGGCAGCCCGCAUUCGACCUCGAGACCUGGAGGAGUUCUUUUCUGCUGUGGGCAAGGUUCGAGAUGUCAGGAUGAUCUCAGACAGGAACUCACGCAGGUCCAAGGGCAUCGCUUACAUCGAGUUUGUGGAAGCCAGUUCUGUUCCUCUGGCCAUUGGUCUGACGGGCCAGAGGCUGCUGGGAGUUCCUAUCAUCGUGCAGGCCUCACAGGCUGAGAAGAACCGAGCGGCCGCUGCCGCCGCAGCCGCCAACAACCUGCAGAAAGGAUCGUCAGGCCCAAUGAGGCUUUACAUCGGCUCGCUGCACUUCAACAUCACUGAGGAGAUGCUGAGGGGGAUCUUUGAGCCGUUUGGAAGGAUUGAAGGCAUCCAGCUGAUGAUGGACACUGAGACGGGACGUUCCAAAGGAUACGGCUUCAUCACAUUUGCAGACGCAGAGUGCGCUAAGAAAGCGCUGGAGCAGCUCAACGGCUUUGAGCUAGCAGGUCGGCCCAUGAAGGUGGGGCAUGUGACGGAGAGGAGUGAUGGCGCCAGCGCCGCCUCUCUUCUGGAUAAUGACGAGCUGGAACGCACCGGCAUUGACCUCGGAACCACCGGACGCCUGCAGCUCAUGGCCCGCCUGGCAGAGGGUACGGGGCUGCAGAUCCCUCCUGCUGCCCAGCAGGCACUGCAGAUGAGCGGAGCCAUUGCAAUUGGAGCCAUGGCUGCUGUCUCAGCUGCCAUGAAUCCGGCUCUCAACCUCAACAUGAACCCCCCAGCUCUGAACCUUCCCUCUCAGCCUCUGGCCACACACUGCUUCCAGCUCUCCAACAUGUUCAACCCCAAUAGUGAGGAGCAACCUGGCUGGGAGGUGGAUAUCCAGCAUGAUGUCAUAGAGGAGUGUAACAAACACGGUGGAGUCGUGCACAUCUACGUGGACAGGAACUCAUCUGAGGGGAAUGUGUACGUCAAGUGUCCAUCCAUCCCCGCUGCCAUGGCGGCUGUGAGCGCUCUUCAUGGGCGGUACUUUGCAGGCAAGAUGAUCACUGCGGCAUAUGUCCCUUUGCCCGCCUACCACAACCUGUUCCCAGAGGCCGCUACUGCCACGCAGCUGCUGGCACCGCCCGCACGCCGAUGACUGGACAUGUUUUAGUCUGUUCAGAUAUACAGUAAGAUACUUCCUGUUUGCGUUCUGUUCAAAUGCUGUGGGCGUGGCCUCCAUCCAGCUCCGCCUGUACUGUCCAAUGAGUGAGCUCUGUGAGCUGCGAGGAGGCAGAGUUUUCUAGUCAAAUGUUGAUUUUGUAAAAUCCUUGAUUAAACUUUAUUUUCAAGUCACAAAGAAGUGUCUUAUUUUUU
Molecule: messenger RNA, 2042 nt
Organism: Dunckerocampus dactyliophorus (ringed pipefish)
Lineage: Eukaryota; Metazoa; Chordata; Actinopteri; Syngnathiformes; Syngnathidae
Product: RNA-binding protein 39-like
Exons: 17
Coding region: 394-1824 (476 amino acids)
Biological process (GO): mRNA processing
Cellular component (GO): nucleus
Molecular function (GO): RNA binding
Source: RefSeq, a predicted model, not a curated record